AUGGUGGCGGCCAGAGCUUCGCAGGCGGAGGCGCUGAUGGUGGAGCUCGCGGUGGAAGGCAUGAUGUGCAUGAAGAACUGCGGCAACACAGUGCAGAACGCGCUGCGCAACGUGGACGGCGUGGCCGAUGCCGUCGUCGACUUCGAGAAGCGCAGCGCACACAUCGAGUGCGUCCCAGGCGCGAGUGUGACGGCUGACGACCUGGUGGACGCCGUCGAGUGCGUGGGCUUCGGUGCCGCAGUGAAAAUGCAGGUCAACACGGCGACGGAGAGCAAUACGCAGAACCCACUGACGCUCCAGCUGCUGGUGGAGGGAAUGAUGUGCCAGAAGAACUGCGGCACGACCGUCGAGAACGCGCUGCGAGGCGUGGAUGGCGUGGCCGACGUCGUCGUUAGCUUCGAACAACGUAAAGCUACAAUAACUCUACUUCGACCCGGUAGCGCGACGUUGGAGCAGCUGGUAGACAUGGUGGAGUGUGUGGGCUUCGAGGCCAGCGCGUACGACGCCGCUAAGGCUGCGGUUAUCAAACUACAAGCACAAAAGCAGAAGCAGCAGGAGACGGAGAACGUGGCCGUGGACAUACCCGACGUGGCCAGCCACCCACGCGCCGUGUUCCAUGUGGAAGGCAUGAGCUGUGCCGCAUGUGUGAAAGCCAUCGAGGAUUACGUGGGCAAGGCGGAGGGCGUAUUGCACUGUCGCGUGGGCCUCAUCAGCCAGAAGGCCGAGGUCUCGUUCGACCGUGAUCUGGUCAAGAAUGAGCAGACGUCACUCCAUAAACUCAUCCAGGACGCCGGCUACACGGCGACGUUCUCACACGUGGUGGAGCCCGGUGACGACGACUCGCUGGAGCUCAAGUUCACUGUCACGGGCAUGAGUUGCGCUGCGUGUGUGGGCAAGAUCGAGACGGCGGUGGGCAAGUUGCCUGGAGUGACGAAAGUGCUGGUCAAUCUGCCGCUAAACAAGGCGCAGGUGCAUCUGAAGCAGUUGGCCAAGACAGGUCCGCGUGACGUACUGGAGUGUAUCAAUGGCCUGGGCUACUCGGCCGAGGUGGCACUGCACACGACGGACCAGAACGCCCUGAGCAAGUCGGAGGUGGCAAAAUGGCGUAAACUUUUGACCACGGCCAUGAUUUUCUCCUUGCCGGCCACACUCAUCCACAUGGUGCUCAUGUACAUUCCGCCGGUAGAAAUGUUUCUAAUGACCCCGGUGUUCAACGCCGUGACGUUGAAGCUGCUGCUGCUCUUUCUACUCUCGACACCAGUGCAAUUUGGUGUUGGUCGACGGUUCUACGUGGCUGCGUGGAAAGGUCUGCAACACGGCGCUAUGGGUAUGGACUUCCUGGUUGUGGCCGGCACCAGCAUGUCGUACACUUACAGUUUUGUGUCCUUCAUGGGCUCGGCCCUGCACGAGAACUACAACGGCCACCACUUUUUCGAGUCUUCUGCGAUGUUGCUGACGUUCGUGACGCUCGGUAAGUACAUGGAGUCGAUGGCCAAGGGUAAAACAGCGGACGCUCUGUCGGAGUUGGCGAAACUUCAGCCAAAGACAGCGUUGUUGAUCCAAGAAGGCAAGCGGGACCGCGAAAUUCCAAUUGAGCUGGUUCAACGAGGUGAUUUAUUGCGUAUUCGACCAGGAGCCAACAUCCCAACAGACGGCGUGGUGAAGUCUGGCUCCAGCUCGACAGAUGAGUCGAUGCUGACGGGUGAGAGUAUGCCGGUGGCCAAGAAAGAGGGUGACUAUGUGUUUGGAUCGACGGUUAACCAACAAGGCGCGUUGGUUAUUGAGUCCAGCUGUAUGGGUGGCGAGAGCUCGGCUUUGUCGCAGAUCUGUGCGUUGAUCGAAGAUGCUCAGCUCCACAAGGCUCCGAUCCAGGCAUAUGCUGACUGGUUGGCGUCGAUUUUCGCUCCUUGUGUACUGGGCAUGUCGGUGAUGACGUUCAUUGCGUGGAUCACUUUGCUCUCUGUCGAUCUCAUCCCGACGGAGUGGAAAGUGGAGCUGGGUGUUGAUGUGUUAGUCGACCAUGCAGAUGACUUGUAUGUCGCGAUCUUGUUUGCUAUCACUGUAGUCGUCAUCGCGUGUCCGUGUGCUUUGGGACUGGCUACACCCACCGCUGUUAUGGUUGGGUGUGGUGUUGGCGCCAAGAAAGGGGUACUUAUCAAGGGCGGUCGAGCGCUCGAGACAGCGCGGUAUAUUGAUACCAUCGUGUUCGACAAGACGGGGACACUUACUGUCGGACACCCGUCUGUACGUGACAUUCUGGUUGCUGACCGUACGUAUACGGCGCGUGAGCUUCUGUACUACGGCGCGUCGUUGGAGUGUGUGAGUGAACACGUUCUUGGCAAGGCUAUCGUGGUGACAGCCACUGAGUAUGAGAAGCUAGAGCUACAGGACCCGACAGAGGUGCAUGUUACUCCUGGUCGAGGUAUUGAAGGUGUAGUUGCUGCGAGUAACGUAACGAGUCGACGUACUGCUGUUCGUGUGCUCGUGGGCAACUCUGAGUACUGUGAGGAGAAGGGAAUUGAGAUUAGCGACAAGAUGCGAGUUCAGAUGCAUGAAAUGGAGCUGGAGGGCAAGACUGUGGUGGUUGUCUGUGUGGAGAACAAGCUGGUGGGUGUGAUCGCCUUGGCUGAUGCUCCUCGUCCGGAAGCUGCAGCUGUCGUGAAGCACUUGAAGUCCAUGGGACUGGAUGUGUGGCUGAUCACUGGCGACAACCUCCGUACAGCCAGCGCCAUCGCUCGUCAGAUGAGCAUCAACCACGUCAAGGCGGUGGCUCUACCAGGCGAGAAGGCUGCUCAGAUCAAGGCGCUGCAGUCGCAGGUGAACCCUCUGACUUUGAAGCCGCGUAUUGUGUGUAUGGUUGGUGAUGGUAUCAACGACGCGCCAGCUCUGGCCCAGUCGGACAUCGGCAUGGCCAUCGGUGCUGGCACACAGAUCGCCAAGGCGGAGGCUGACAUGGUGCUGGUAAAGAGCACGCUGACGGAUGUGGUGGUGGCUCUGGAUCUGGCUCGUGUGGUCUUCUCUCGUAUCAAGUUGAACUUCUUCUUCUCGAUCAUCUACAACGCCGUGGGGAUUCCUCUGGCUGCUGGCAUGUUCUUCCCGCUGAUCCACCGGAUGAUGCCGCCUGCGUGUGCUGGUCUAGCCAUGGCCUUCUCAUCGGUAUCAGUAGUGACAUCAUCACUCUUGCUGAAGAAGUACAAGUCGCCUCGAAUUCUACAACCAAAGGCUCAAAAAGUGCACUUCGAAGAAGAUCUACAGGUUGUGGAUCUCAAGAACCUUGUGCGUCUAAAAGUCAGCAACGUGCGCUACGCGCCGUUGACGAAUGUGGACGAGCGGCUGGUGCGUCCUAAAGCUCCUGCUCAGUAA
Molecule: messenger RNA, 3363 nt
Organism: Phytophthora infestans T30-4
Lineage: Eukaryota; Oomycota; Peronosporomycetes; Peronosporales; Peronosporaceae
Product: copper-transporting ATPase, putative
Exons: 1
Coding region: 1-3363 (1120 amino acids)
Biological process (GO): copper ion homeostasis; monoatomic cation transport
Cellular component (GO): membrane
Molecular function (GO): ATP binding; copper ion binding; ATP hydrolysis activity
Source: RefSeq, a predicted model, not a curated record